Messenger RNA from Penicillium atrosanguineum, 1089 nucleotides. RefSeq names its product ribonuclease III. Gene Ontology annotation, biological process: primary miRNA processing; regulation of gene expression; rRNA processing. Gene Ontology annotation, molecular function: double-stranded RNA binding; ribonuclease III activity. The record is from RefSeq and is a predicted model, not a curated record. Lineage: Eukaryota; Fungi; Ascomycota; Eurotiomycetes; Eurotiales; Aspergillaceae. The transcript is spliced from 2 exons. Gene Ontology annotation, cellular component: nucleus. The coding region runs from base 1 to 1089 and encodes 362 amino acids.
AUGGGCUCCAAGAGGUCUGCCAUACCUGGAGGAUCGUCCGUUUCGUCUGUUAAGCGAUCCAAGACCCAUCAUGAAGCACGGCCGCCUCGUUGCGAACAUGAGGCCGAUAACAAUGACCAACUCCAGUCAUCAACUCCAACCUCUCGCUUGUGGCUCCUGAAACAAAUUGUUCAGGGUGUCAUAAAUGAACCUGAGUUCACUGCGGUCGAUGCGGAACUUUCGAAAGCAGUUUCCACGCUAGACGAUGCUUUUCAUCGUGUCGACGGGCUUGCCUUGUCUAGUGAUAAUACAUCUGAUACCUCCAAGUCGUCGAAAGCAUGUCAUACAACAAAGGAUACCGGAGAUAAUGAACCUCGGGAUUCUGUUUUACCGCGCAUUCUAGAUGACCAGUUGGAAACAUCGGUUUUCACUCAUCCGGCAUGUGGAAACAAUAACGAUGCAACGUACGACCGGCUUGAGGUUCUGGGUGAUGCAUACAUUGAAUUAAUCGCAACCAGACUGAUCUGGGGAAAGUUUCCAGGUAUUUCAUCCGGCCGGAUUUCCCAAAUUCGCGAGCUUCUUGUCAAGAAUGAGACGCUAUCGGCAUUCGCAGAGGUGUAUGGAUUUGAUCGGAAGAUUUCCGUGCCAGCCAAUUAUUCCGACCAGGCGAAAAGGUGGACCAAAAUAAAAGGCGAUGUCUUCGAGGCUUAUGUAGCUGCAGUCAUUCUGUCACAUCCCAUCGAUGGCUACCAUGUGGCAGAAAAAUGGCUGACACAACUGUGGUUACCGAAGCUCGACGCUUUGGGCCACCAAAAAGCCGAACUUCGCUACAAGGAAAUUCUAGCCAAGAAGGUCAUGGGAAAAGGCACCAAAUUGGAGUACAGAGAAGAAAAGCGAGCAAUUGACCAUAAGGGUAGCGGCACGCAGACAUUCUUCAUCGGGGUUUAUCUGACGGGCUGGGGGAAAUGGAAGAAUGAGCAUCUAGGCUCUGGGCAAGGCUCGAGUAAGGUAGCGGCAGGCGAUGAGGCCGCGAGGGAUGCCCUCUCGACAAACUCCUUUUUGAUUUCGAAUAUUGCUGCGGCAAAGGAAGCUUCAAUAGCAAAAAGCUGA